This is a messenger RNA of Melitaea cinxia (Glanville fritillary), 960 nucleotides long. RefSeq lists its product as uncharacterized. Gene Ontology annotation, biological process: sodium ion transmembrane transport. Lineage: Eukaryota; Metazoa; Arthropoda; Insecta; Lepidoptera; Nymphalidae. The coding region runs from base 1 to 960 and encodes 319 amino acids. The record is from RefSeq and is a predicted model, not a curated record. The transcript has 8 exons. Gene Ontology annotation, cellular component: membrane. Gene Ontology annotation, molecular function: ligand-gated sodium channel activity.
AUGUUCAGACACGUUUUCACUAUAAUGGGAUACUGCUGUCAGUUUGAUGUCCAAUAUUUCAGAGAACAAGCAGGUAUGGGUAUCAACUUACGAACCGGUACCGAAGUAUCAGAAGCAAUGGAUAUAAUUGUAAACAGUCAGAGAACGCUUUUUAAUGGAAGUGUUGAAGAUAGCUAUGAAUUUCUAUAUGUCUUUGACAAGCAAGAUAACCUAACACUAUUAAACAGACCAAUUACUCUGCCUCCGCUUACGUAUUUUGACGUCACGGUGAACGUAUGGGCGAUCGACUCAUCCAGCGAUGUGAAAGCUCUGUCCUUAGAUAACCGAAAAUGUUUUCUACCCUCUGAUAAUGAAGUUAACGCAAAUUCAUACCAAGGUUGCAUGACAGUACUGAUGAUGAGGAAAGUAAUUGGACACUGCCGUUGUAUACCUUUCAAUUAUGAUCCGAAAGAGCUCAAAGUCGAAGAUUUUCGCCAAUGUUCGUGGGAACGACUAAAGUGCAUUUAUAAGAUGAUAGAUCAGGUUCAGAACGACAUUCGGAACAUAAUAUUGGAGCAUGAGUGUUACCAGCGAUGUGACUAUGUGCAGUUCGACACUGAGGCGGAGUACAUCAAAUUGGACCGAAUUCCUAUUGGAACAGCGGAGCGUAACACCCGUGUAACUGUGCAUUUCGCUGAUAACACUUGCCUCAAGUAUAAACGGGAAGUUUUAUAUACUUGGGAUCAAAUGCUUGCGAAUCUCGGCGGUAUCUUCGGUCUCUGCCUCGGUGGUUCUAUUAUAAGCGUUAUAGAACUAAUUUGGUUCGUACUUGGACUAUUGUUUACGUUUUGUGGUUUUAAGAAUAAGGUGGCGGAAAAAAAGGACACCAAAAUGGUUUUUACGUUGUCGAAAAAGAACUUCACAAACACACCAUCGAAAUUUGAAACGAAGAAAAUUGGACGAUAUCCUUUUUUGAAAUGA